AUGCGUAUCUCUGCGUCUCUUGUCUCCUCGCUGCUGCUUACGGCUUCGGUAGCAGGCGCCCAGGCUGUUCCCAAGCAGAACUACACAUGCACAAGCUUCAUGGUCAGAGUGCCCGUGUCAAACGUGACAGUGAUUGUGCCUCCCUUUCCAGAACUCCCCAAUCAAUACGCUGCCACAUCAUUGGCAAAUCAACUCACGAUUCGGACACCAUCCACUCCAGAUGUCAACCUGACCACCUUGACCAGGACGUUCAACAUCAGCGCAGAAUACUGCACUCCAUCCCCCCCCGGACCGAGAGCAUCAACCCUGCAGAUCCUCUCCCACGGUCUGGGCUUUAACAGAAGCUACUGGGACUUUUAUCUCCCCUCCAAGCGCAACGAUGCGCAGUAUUCGUACAUCAACAGCGCCACGGGCGCCGGCUACAGCACGCUAUCCUACAACCGUCUUGGUAUCGAACCCUCCACAAUCGCAGACCCCUAUACAGAGAUCCAAGGGUUCGUCGAAGUCGCAGUGCUCGUCGGACUCACGACACUCGUCCGCGCCGGAAACGUCUCGCAGGUCCCCGUGCCCCAGAAAGUCAUCCACGUAGGGCACAGUUGGGGCAGCGAACUCAGCGUCGGCCUCGCCGCUGUUGCUCCUGGUCUUUCAGACGGCGUCGUCCUCACGGGCUACUCCGCGCUCUCCCAGUACACGGCCUUCUUCAUCGCCAACACGGCCUUCCGUCUCGCGAACCAGAACCAACCCAGAAGGUUCCCUCCCAGCAGGUACUCAUCCGGGUUCCUGACCUGGCCCGAUAAAUCCGGCAACCAAUUCUCCUUCCUCGAAUAUCCCUACUUCGACCCCGCAGUGCUCGACCGCGCCGAGGCGACGAAAUACCCAUUCACCGUGGGCGAGUUUCUGUCAGCCUCGACUCUUCCCGUUGCGGCGCCUAGUUUUCCAGGCCCCGUGCUUUACGUGGCUGCACAGUCGGAUCUUAUCUUCUGCGCGAGUAACUGCACGGGUCUCUUUGGACCCGACAGCGUGGCGGUCCAAGGCUUCAAUGGCAGCAGUAGCGUUGAGACGUAUAUCCAGCCGAAUGUGGGACAUGGCAUCAACUUGCACCACAAUGCCACGGGCGCAUAUAAUGUGAUAUUGGACUGGGCGGAAAGACACGGGUUUUGA
This is a messenger RNA of Cladophialophora carrionii CBS 160.54, 1161 nucleotides long. RefSeq lists its product as uncharacterized. Bases 1 to 1161 code for a protein of 386 amino acids. The record is from RefSeq and is a predicted model, not a curated record. Lineage: Eukaryota; Fungi; Ascomycota; Eurotiomycetes; Chaetothyriales; Herpotrichiellaceae. The transcript has a single exon.